AUGGAGCUGGACAUGAAAGCGUAUAUCUGUUAUUUAUCGAAUAUAUAUGUGCCAGACAAUAUACCAAGCACUUCACUUCAUCAUUGCAAGACGUUGUGCCUAUCCUUCCAGGAAGUUGAGGAUGAUUAUUUCAGAAACUGGAAUCCCAACAAGCCCUUUGACCAAGCCCUGGACCCAUCCAAGGACCCCUGCUUGAAGGUGAAAUGCAGCCCUCACAAAGUGUGUGUGACCCAGGACUACCAGACGGCGCUGUGUGUCAGCCGCAAGCACCUGCUGCCCAGGCAAAAGAAGGGAAAUGUGGCCCACAAACACUGGGUUGGAACUUCAAAUUUGGUUAAGUGCAAGCCCUGCCCCAUGGCCCAGUCAACCAUGGUCUGCGGUUCUGAUGGUCACACCUAUACGUCCAAGUGCAAGUUGGAGUUCCAUGCAUGUUCUACUGGCAAAAGCCUCACCAUUCUCUGUGAUGGGCCCUGCCCGUGUCUCCCGGAACCUGAGCCCCCGAAACACAAGGCUGAAAAGAAUGCCUGCACAGACAAGGAGUUGAGGAACCUGGCUUCCCGGCUGAAGGACUGGUUUGGAGCCCUGCAUGAGGAUGCAAACCGGGUCAUCAAACCCACCAGCUCCGACACAGCCCAAGGCAGGUUUGAUACCAGCAUCCUGCCCAUCUGCAAGGACUCACUGGGCUGGAUGUUCAACAAGCUGGACAUGAACUAUGACCUCCUGCUGGAUCACUCUGAGAUCAAUGCCAUCUACCUGGAUAAGUAUGAGCCCUGCAUCAAGCCUCUCUUCAACUCCUGUGACUCCUUCAAGGAUGGCAAGCUUUCUAACAAUGAGUGGUGUUACUGUUUCCAGAAGCCUGGAGGUCUCCCUUGCCAGAAUGAAAUGAACAGGAUUCAGAAGCUGAGCAAGGGGAAAAGCCUGUUGGGAGCAUUUAUACCUCGGUGUAAUGAAGAGGGUUAUUACAAAGCCACACAGUGCCAUGGCAGCACGGGCCAGUGCUGGUGCGUGGAUAAGUACGGCAACGAGUUAGCUGGUUCUAGGAAACAGGGUGCUGUGAGCUGCGAGGAGGAGCAGGAGACGUCGGGAGACUUUGGCAGUGGUGGCUCCGUGGUCCUGCUGGAUGACCUGGAGGAUGAGCGGGUGCUGGGGCCGAAGGACAGAGAGGGGAAGCUGCGGGUGCACACCCGGGCAGUGACAGAGGACGACGAGGACGAGGACGACGACAAAGAGGAUGAGGUCGGCUACAUCUGGUAGUUCCCAUGAGGAAAAGGACACAGGUUGUGCGCAAAAUUGCAAGGCACUCCCCCUUCCUGCAUUUGUGUCCAAGGCUUGAGGCACCAAGGUCCCUUCUCCACUGUUGCUCUGUGCCCGACCCAAGGUUUGGAAGGCAGCUCCUUGUUCCCAGAGCGUUCAGGCUUUGAAUCCAGUUGUGUGGGAGGAAGGGUGUUGUGCUUUGUUAUUUUGUUUUGUUUUUGUUCUGCUUUGUUUUCCGACAGGGGAAGGCAUGGCUGAAUAAACGCCUCCUUCGCUCCUGUGAGAUUUUUUGCAACAAGCAUGUCGUUUCUGUGGAAUUCUGAUCGUGCAGGGAGCCCCCACCCUCUUAAACGUCAAAGACCCUUCUUGAUUACCUACACUGGUGGUUAUUACAGCAUGGUUCCCGGCCUUACAGUGUCUAAGUGCUUUUCUUGUGUCCUGUAGAUGUCGUGGACAACACACCACAACUGUCCCGUGCCCUCCCUGCCCUCCACCACCCCUGGUGUUGAUUACAAUUUAGGUUCUCACAUCACGAUACCUGGCUUCCUAGAAACAACAGCCUUAAUUCGUCCAGAGUCCCUUUGGGGAAUUAAUUUUCUUUAUCACAGAUGCUUCUCGCUGUAUGUCCAUAAAUGGAGUAUGUGUGUACCUGUGAGGCUGUGUGUGUAUGUGUGUGUGUGUGUGUGUGUGUCUUGUGCAUGCACAUCCCUGAACGCAUACUUCUCAGAAAAAAAAGUGCUUGAGGUAUCCAUUAAAAACUUAUUUGAAAAAUAAUUGCCCAUUUGCCAGCUUGUCUAGACCUGGAUUGCCACUGGUGGAAUAAGAUUUGGGUUGAGUCCUAUUUUGCACUAACAGUCGGCCCUUGUGGCCUGCAGGCUGAGGAGGCGUCUUCUCUCUGCAUCAGCAGAGUUCCUGGAAUCCGCUUUGAUCAGAUGAGUCUUCGUCUGCCUAAAUCACUUAUCUUGGGAAGCCAUGCAACUCCCACAUGGGCCGCUUCACAAGCCAUCACUUUUGUUUCUGCGCAGCGCCCUCUUCCUCCUCCUCCUCCUCCUCCUCCUCCUCCUCCUCCUGCAGCAGGCAAGUCUGCCACAGGCUCCCCCCUUCCCUAUAGGCUCAAGGGCUUUUUAUAAGGAUGUGCUUAAAUGCCUCUUCUUGAGAAGACAGUCCCCCAGUGUUCACUGAAGAAGACAAUGUAGGAUUCUUAACCCAAUGUUCUGCUUUGUGCCCUUUCUAUCCACAAAUCAUGAUGAUGUUACAAAAGUUGUACAGAUUUUUUAUUUUUUAGCCACCAUCAUUUUUUGCCAGAAACUCGGAUAAAGGCCUAGAGGGAACUUCAUGGUAGCAUGGGUUAGGGGUUUAAGAGCUCGUGCGCUUGCCGCCGCCCCAAUCCAUACAGAUAUAGAACGAAUGAUGCUAAUGAAGGAAGCCCUUCACUCUUGCAUUUCUUUUUCCAAAGUUAACUCACAUGGUUGGGGGGUGGGGUGGAGGUGGGGGUUAGGUCCAAAUAUGUAGGUCAGUAAGUCAUCAUCUAUAUAUUCUUUAGGAUUAUUCUCCCUAGCAAGCUGGCCCAGAUACAAGUACCAAAGAAUAGUCUUCAAAGUGGUCCCAUUCAGUUCAGUACCUGCCCUUCAGCCUUGGCCCCAUCUGGUUGCCACCUACCUAGAUGCCCCAAUCAGUAGCCCAAGCAAGGUUCCCUGGUCCACAUUGGUUUUUCUUGCCGCUCCUAUUAGCUAUAGCCAGUCCACAAGAAGACCAGAUUAACUCAGGCAAAGCAAAAUAUUCGGUCAGACCAUGAUCACAGUGACAACUGACCAGCCCCAACUCCCUGAAAUGGACCAUUUGUACUUUGCCAAUCUGCCUGCAGCUGGUGUCAUCCGGUCUUUGCAUGUAGCUAGAUAAAAUGGGAUUAUUCCCAGAGUUGGGUUCAACUGAGAUAUGAAUGUGUUCCAUGUAGCUAACUCAUUGGCUUGACAGUCACAAGUAUAACAAAAUUCCAGAUAGAUUUACUUGCUCUGAAGGGAGACCAUAGGCCAAGCUCUGUAUAGAAAUCACAACUCUUUUGCUAAUAAUUUGUUCACUUGAGCAGAACUUUGAAAUCACAAAUUAGAAAACAGAUGCUUAAUUGCAUCUAAAUGACAACCGAGUGUAUGAAAAAAAUCAAGACAUAUUUUUUAAAAUCUCAGUUUAGGCCAUCAAAGAACCAUUGUUACGAUCUCCUCUGAGCUUGGGAAAUUGCACGAGAACAAAUUAAAAUCGACAAAUUGAUUUCACUUAGAGAAACUUCUAGGAACAGAGUGAGCCACUGAUUUUAAUUUGCCUAAUUAUCUUAUGACAAGUGUCACAUUAAGAUGACACUUAAAGAUCCUUAGCAUUCACUUAAUGAUGGAGAAGAGUGCUCACUAGACAAUUCCCAGUUAGGUAAUGAGGUGCCAUUUCAGCGAUAUCCCGAGAAGAUAUUUUGAUUCAUUAAAAUAUUAAAUAAAAAGCCCUCCUGAGACUGGAACCCCAAAUCAAUGGAGCAACAUUAACACUACUUCUCAUGCCUCACCUUAGCAGUAGCACUAGGUGUUUUUCCCAAGGACUUUAUACUUUCUGCAAGUACUACAAAUUAGAUUUUGAGUUACCCUUGGGGUAGAAUUUUUGUUUUCCUCUUUUUGCAGGAGCACAUUAGUUACCAUGACUUAGUAUACAUAAAAUCUUGAUUAAAAUAUAUAUAUAUCAUGGUGAUAAUCCAAUCCCUUGUUUGACUUGAGGUAUUCAGCUGAAUCCAUACUAACCCAUUGGCGCAAACUCCAGAGUGAAUAGCUUCAUUCAUAGUCCAUGAAUGACCCUUUGAUUUAAUAUUAUUUCCUUGGCAGCCAACUUAAAUCCCAGGAAUGUCUCCCGUAUGGUUUGUUGACUGGCAUAUAAUUUCCUUUGAUUUCCACAAAUAUUCUAGGUGUGGGAAUUUCUUAAUAUUCUAAAGUUAAGGUUUUUGUAAGUGUCCCUUUGUCUGCCCAUUUCCUCACCCCUAGCACAGACGACUGUCUGUUUGUCCAGGUCUGCCCCUCUGCUCUUCACAGGAGGCCACUCUCAUUGGUGGUGGUUGUUGUUGUUUUCCUUAACCACACUGUACAAUAACAUCAAGGAGCCCUCCCUUUCUACAGUGGGUGGUUUUGAUCUUUUUAUACCUUUUUCUCAAAGUCACUACAGUUUGUCCCUGUCAAAUGUGCAACAUGGUAACAAGAGCCCACCAAAUCCUGAGCGUCAGUUUGUUGUCCCUAUUGUAGAUGAAAUAGUGAAAUAGAAAACCUUAGUAAAUGUUGAAUGCUUUUCCAUGUAGACUUAUCUGGAAUGUGAACAUGACUCUUUGGUUAAUAAUAAAUGCUUAACUGUAGUCUUGAGUAGGUGCAUUUCUGUCUGUCUCAAUAAAUUUUAAUUUGUCUGCAA
This is a messenger RNA of Echinops telfairi (small Madagascar hedgehog), 4683 nucleotides long. RefSeq names its product SPARC (osteonectin), cwcv and kazal like domains proteoglycan 1 (gene SPOCK1). Bases 1 to 1254 code for a protein of 417 amino acids. The record is from RefSeq and is a predicted model, not a curated record. Gene Ontology annotation, molecular function: protein binding; calcium ion binding. Lineage: Eukaryota; Metazoa; Chordata; Mammalia; Afrosoricida; Tenrecidae. The transcript is spliced from 11 exons.